This is a messenger RNA of Didymella exigua CBS 183.55, 2496 nucleotides long. RefSeq lists its product as uncharacterized. The record is from RefSeq and is a predicted model, not a curated record. Bases 1 to 2496 code for a protein of 831 amino acids. The transcript has 2 exons. NCBI's taxonomy places the organism in Eukaryota, Fungi, Ascomycota, Dothideomycetes, Pleosporales, Didymellaceae.
AUGGAUGAUCUACUACCAUCGUACGAAAGUGCAAUUCAAACAGAUCCGUGGACACUAGUUGCACCAUAUCUCUCCUCGGACGCCAAUUGCGCUGCAGCUCUUGUAUGCAAGAAAUGGCACGAGAUCUUUACACCGCACCUUUGGGGUAGUCCCGCAUCACAUUUUGGUGUGGAGAACGACACAGUUUAUGUUGCUCUGACCCGCUUCAAACGCACUUUGCCAUACGCACGAUCUUUCGUGCGCGACUUGACUCACACUCUCCAACUCCCACCAGCCCACGCCGAGAUCUAUGGAGGCCCUCACUCUGAGUGGUUACGAGACUGCCUCGAAAGAUUGCCUCAUCUGCAGUGUCUUAUGAUCAACGGACUGCCCUUCUUUGACCACGCAGCGCUUCUAACGUUGCGACAUGCUAGCCCGUGGUGGAACGCUCACUGCCGGGCUGCCUUUCCAGUGUUUGGCCUGCGCUUGCUUGAUGCUUCAGGCUGUACGAACGCAACUUCUACAGGACUUGCAGAAGCUCUGCCCCAUUUCCCGGACCUCAUAUCCUUGGACUUGUCGAGAACGCCAGCUGCUCGAUCUGAAGUGGUUCUCAGCAAGCUCAAACAUCUUCGUAGUCUACGAGUUCUCAACCUAGAGGACCUGGGACUGAAAGACGCUGACUUUUCUGUUGUUUCAACCUCCAUAGGGACGCGCGUCAGAAGUCUGAACGUGAGUGGCAAUUAUCUGACCGAUGCGAGUGCUAGACUACUGCUGGAACACUGUCUGAAGGAAAAACCUAUUCCAGAGCACGUAACUCGAGCUCCCUUGCCUCCAGUAGAGCACGGCAGGUUAAGCGGUGAUAUCGAUGAUCACGAAUCGGAAGAUCUGGUCGGUCAUCUUCGCCAAAGGUUGACCAGAGGCUUUGCUGGUAGUCUAGCCAUCGAAGAAAGUAGAGAUAUGGGGGUCACGCAUCUGUAUCUUUCGAGGACCUCGAUAACAGUGGAAGGAAUAUCUGGGCUACUGCGGUCAAAACGCCUCCGUGUCCUUGAUGUGGGAGUAUUGCCUGCAGUGCUGACGAGUUCUGUGCAGCGUACUUUGGUCAACGAGAACGGUGAAGACAGUAUGGAUCUUCCAGGCGUUGCGAAGAUGACCCCGGUAUUAUCCGAGUUUGCAGCUGCAAAAAUGAAGUACCUGAGAGUCAACUACCAGAUCGUUACUGAGGAUGCACCGACAGAAGCCCUGCCCUCGUCGCGUGCUGAGCUCGGCGGAGAUCCGGGCAGAUGUACACCAACAAAUGCGCACGAACUCGAAACACACCAGAAUCAGAUACCGACUGAACUUGAAGACAUCCGGCAGCCCAUACCGAUUCUUGAACUUGGCUCGACAGAGAACGUCAUCUUCGAGCUUCCUGGAAGCCCAGCCUUUCCCGUAGAGUUGCCUGGGUCUUUCCCAUCCGAGAUGCCACUGGUCAAGCGAAGAUCGGGCAAUGUCACACGGACGCCUUCAGUUGAAGUUACCUCAGAGCCACGAGAAGUCAAACGAGGUGCUGCUUACGCACCAGAGCCUUUAUUUCUGGAUUCACUGAUGUCGCCUGCCAGCCCACUCCUGCCAGGCAAUGAGAAUCAAAGACCGUUUUCGAGGGGAGACUCGACGCCCGACCACGUGUCAGCACUUUCGCCAAUGCUAUCAAGUUCACGCAAUUCCAUCUCGAAUGAAAUCACAGGUAGAAGGUCGCGACAUGACUCUACCCAUUUCGUGGAGGACCGUAGAGCCAGGCUUGGGCUUCGGCAGUCGCGAGAGAACAGGUUACAUCCAGGCAUGCUCCCUAAAGUUCACACCCUAGUCUUGGUUGAUGUACCAACAUCGACGAAUGAUCCCGACCUCAUACAUCGCCUCAUACAAUACAUCAAGGAUGCUGCUGAAGAGGCAUCGAUUGCCAAACAGCGUGCUAAGCAUACCUACAGGCUACCUCCUGGGCGCAGCCGCAAUGUCGCAGAGCGAGAAUAUGCACGCGGACUCUUCGCACUGAAGCGCAUCAUAUUUGAGAUGGCUCCGCCUCAGGUACAACACAAAAAGAUCUCCACUAGCUGGAGGGCGUAUCCCACAAAGUCAUCGACCGAAGACGCUGACUCGGAAGCUUUCUGGGAAGCGGCAACACACGACUUCUCCUUCUUUGAUGACGAAGAGUGUGGCAUUCCUAGAAGAGAAUCCGGUCGUGGAUUGCCAUUGGCAGCGAUGGAGGGUCUUGAGCUGGCUGUGCAUUACCCUGUCCCGCCUCAACCGAGAAGGGUCGAAUGUGCAGCGCAGCCACAGCUCGAUGUCGUCGCAGAGGUCGGGAAAUUUCGAAGAGAGAGAAAGGCUGUAUUCAACAAUCUGCUGGCUAUGGGUGAGACUGAUCCAGAAGUUGAGGGUUAUUGGCCUGGCGAAAUAACAGUUGUCAGGAAGCCUGCCGCUGAAGAUGCAGGAGAGCUAGACUGCUACGGUAAUGAAUAUGAGGGGUGGGGGCUGUAUAGAUAG